AUACGCUGUGUUGUCCAAUGUGGAUCCAUCGAGGAGCUCUCCUUGUCUGCAAUGAACAAGAGAAGAAUCUUUGACAGGUUCCUCAAAGGCCGACGACUGCUUAAGAUUCUGUCCCUCAUCCCCAUGGCUCUUCUCGGGCUGUUCAUCCUCUGGAAGCCCGACAUCCCAGUACCACAGCAGCUCUCCGCUGACCUGUCAGCCUGUUCCGCUAUCCUCACAGCAGACCUGGAGAACCACAAGGAGCACUUGGAGGUUCUUCUGUCUUCCGUGCACAGACGUGUUUUGCUAUCUGAGGACUUCUACAUGAACAUAACUCAGGAGUGUGGAGCCUACGUUGCCCAGAGAGGCUACUUCAUGGUUCCACUCAGUGAGGAGGAGAGGGAUUUCCCCAUCGCGUACUCCAUGGUGAUCCACGACCAGAUCGAGAUGUUCGAGCGCCUCCUGCGGGCCGUUUACGCUCCCCAGAACGUCUACUGCGUGCACGUGGACCGGAAAUCCACAAGGAAGUUCCACGUGGCCGUGGAAGCCAUAGUUUCCUGCUUUGAGAACGUAUUCAUAGCUGGUAAGUUGGAGAGUGUGGUCUACGCUUCAUGGUCUCGAGUACAGGCAGAUUUGAACUGCAUGGAAAGUCUGUUAAAGUCACACGUGAAGUGGAGGUACCUGCUCAACACCUGUGGUACAGAUUUCCCUAUUAAAACCAACAGGGAGAUAGUGCAAGGACUGAAGGCCCUCCAUGGAAGGAACAGCAUGGAAACGGAAGCCACCAACGACUACAAGAAGCAGCGUUGGCAGUAUCACUACAACAUCUCCGACUCCAUCACCAGGACUGAUGUGAAGAAGAGCCCGCCACCCAUUACAAGCCCCAUGUUCUCUGGGAACGCGUAUUUUGUGGUCACCAGGGCCUUUGUGGAACAUGUGCUGCAGGACAACGAGGUCAGGGCCCUGCUGGAGUGGGAGAAGGACACCUACAGUCCAGAUGAGCACCUGUGGGCUACUUUGCAGCGGAUGCCCUCUGUGCCAGGAGCCAUGCCCGCCAACGCAAAGUAUGACGUGUCGGACAUGCAGGCCAUGGCUCGGGUGGUCAAGUGGAGCUAUUUAGCAGGAGAUGUGAGAAAAGGGGCACCGUAUGAUCCAUGCACUGGGGUGAAUAGAAGAGCUGUUUGUGUGUAUGGGGUUGGGGACCUGCAGUGGCUCCUUAGACAACAACACCUCCUGGCUAAUAAGUUUGAUCCACUGGUGGAUGACAUUGUCAUUAGAUGCUUGGAGGCUAUUCUCUAUUUUAAAGCUUUAGGCACAGGAUAAUAUUCUAUUAGAUACCUUAGAUGCCUUCACAAACUACUCACAAAUGACCAAAUGAGUGCACCCACCAAUGUAUUUAUGCAAAUAUAUCUUAGCAUAAUAACCACAGUUUCUCAUUCUUGUCUCUGGCCGUCCAGUUUAAUGGCUUUUGUUACAUGUGUACAUUUGUCUCUUAUUAGUCAGAUUACACAAGUGGCAUCCUAUGUCCCCAAUUUGUCAGGAAAAAACAUGAAAAAUAUAUUUAGAAUUGUCCUCUUUGCAUCUUGAACAAAUGUGUAACCCAACAUGUUCAGCAUUUUUACAAUGAAGUGUAGUGCCAUCUAGUGGACACUGGGUAUAAUACAUACUGUACCCACUACCAUAGCACUUGGUUUUUUAAGUAAAAUUGUAAAACUGUCAAGAUAAUAAAAUAUGCUCAAUAGCGGAGUAAAUGGUGACCGAAACACUUUUUGAUUUGCCGAUUGUGAAAGUGUUGUCCUGCCACAUGAAAAAAAAAACACUUUUCCCAGGACAAUAAAAUAAAGGUGGGGUCAGAGACCUAAAAUGCAUUUUUAAAAUCAAGAGCAACCAUAAAAAUAUAUUACUUUUGUCACCUUUUGAAUAUAAAUAUCUAAAUGUAAUAAAGCAGUACAUGCAUCAAUCAUUGAUCUGUAACAGAGUGCCUUCAACAGUAACAAGGAAACAAGCUCAUUCUUACAUGAUAGAGGGGCAGUAAAUAAAAGGAUUAAGAACCUCUCUCUGUGUGGAGAAGAAGUUUGCCACAAGAAGUAAAAAUGUUCCACAAUAUGUAACAGGCAGCAUGGGU
Molecule: messenger RNA, 2104 nt
Organism: Doryrhamphus excisus (bluestripe pipefish)
Lineage: Eukaryota; Metazoa; Chordata; Actinopteri; Syngnathiformes; Syngnathidae
Gene: gcnt3
Product: glucosaminyl (N-acetyl) transferase 3, mucin type
Cellular component (GO): membrane
Molecular function (GO): acetylglucosaminyltransferase activity
Source: RefSeq, a predicted model, not a curated record